Messenger RNA from Mangifera indica (mango), 1089 nucleotides. RefSeq lists its product as uncharacterized. The record is from RefSeq and is a predicted model, not a curated record. NCBI's taxonomy places the organism in Eukaryota, Viridiplantae, Streptophyta, Magnoliopsida, Sapindales, Anacardiaceae. The transcript is spliced from 5 exons. Bases 235 to 807 code for a protein of 190 amino acids.
AGCGAAAGCAAGGGGAGAGAAAAGAGCGAGAGAGGUAUAUUCGAAACAAAAUUCAGAUUCAGAGUGACACGCAUAUUCGGUUGACGUAAAGACCGUUAGUUGUUGAAGAGAAGAAACCAAGGCGAAGAAAGCAGAGCACAGAGGGAACCUGCCACCUCUGCCUUGGCCUUUUCUCUCUUUUAAAGUCCAACCAGAACCCUACCUAACACUCUCUUCUUCUCCUUUCUUACUUUCAUGCCGAUGUAUUUCAACUUUCUUUCUUUAUUUCGGGUCAAGAUGGAUGAUUUCUCAGCAACAUCAGGGCAUUCGUCAGCCGCUUCUACGUCCUCUUCAUACUCACGAUUGUCAUUAUUUACCAAUUACCCUCUUGUUUCAGCUGUUCUGUCAUUCGUUAUUGCCCAAUCUAUCAAGUUCUUCACCUUCUGGUACAGGGAAAGAAGAUGCGAUCUCAAGCAGUUUGUUGGAUCUGGUGGAAUGCCAUCAUCCCAUUCUGCAACUGUUACUGCCCUUGCUAUGGCCAUUGGGUUACAAGAAGGCUUUGGAGGGUCUCUGUUUGCUAUUGCAUUGAUCUUAGCAUGUGUUGUGAUGUACGAUGCAACUGGUGUAAGACUUCAGGCCGGGCGCCAGGCAGAGUUGUUAAAUCAAAUUGUAUAUGAACUGCCUUCUGAACAUCCUCUCGCUGAAAGCAGACCAUUGCGUGAACUUCUUGGUCACACCCCUCCUCAGGUCAUUGCAGGUGGUUUACUUGGUAUUGUCACAGCAGUUAUUGGCCAUGUGAUCAUCGUAGUCAUCAGUGGGCAAUCUUAGGCUCAAGUACCCCUCAUAUAGCAUCAUCGUGCACAGCUCUAACACUUGAUCAUGCCACGGAACAGAAUUCAUAUUGCAUAUCUGUGACCAUAAUCACUUUCUGAAUUUGAAUGAGGAGACUCUGGUUUUAACUUGCCAUGUUCUUCCAUUGUACUAUAAUCUCUUCAUUCAAACAGUUGCGUUUCUGCAAUGUAAUUUGAUUGAUUGAUUGGUUGAAACAUUGGUUGUGGUUAUAAUGGAAAUUCUCUUAUAUAUCAACUAUGAAGUUGGAAAAUUAUUGCA